Molecule: messenger RNA, 4994 nt
Organism: Hypomesus transpacificus
Lineage: Eukaryota; Metazoa; Chordata; Actinopteri; Osmeriformes; Osmeridae
Gene: rhbdl3
Product: rhomboid, veinlet-like 3 (Drosophila)
Exons: 10
Coding region: 2205-3428 (407 amino acids)
Cellular component (GO): membrane
Molecular function (GO): serine-type endopeptidase activity; calcium ion binding
Source: RefSeq, a predicted model, not a curated record
UAGUGCGAGUGUUAGAGUGCAAUGCUUCCGUGUGUGUGUGUGCGUGCGUGUGUGCAGGGGCGCCGUCAGGAAUAUUGGGUCACAUGGAUUAAAAAAAUAUGUAUUUUCUAUUAGUUUUUCUAUUUUUUGGGGCCCCUCCCAGUCAGGGCCCCUUGGAAUUGUCCUAACCCCCCCCCCCCCAUAUGGCGCCCCUGUGUGUGUGUGUGUGUGAGAGACAGGUUGUUAGUGCCUUACCUGCCCACCAGCUAAUCCUCCCUCCCCUCUGUUGUUAUCCAGAGUUGCUAGCGACUCCUACGCAGUGCAGGUGUUAUCUCGGGGUAUUCUCUCUCCAGUUCUGCAGGCUGUGUUGCCCUUUCAAACCCAACACCAGCAGCUGAACUGUGAACGUUGGAUUGUGUGAAAUGCACUGUCAGUUGGCAGUUUUUCCUUUUAAUUGGACAAUCUCCUCUCCCUCUCUCACCGCGGCCGAAAGUGUGACAGGCUUUCUGGCGAUGGUGUCAAAGGUGCCUCCUUUUGAGUCAGUGACUGCCUUUAUGACCUCCCUUGAUGUCUGACUUCUCAGAAGGGCUAGGAUGGUGAUGCAUAGACUGUAGAAGUCAACAACCAAGAGAAAUAUAGGAUGAAGCUGAACUGUCAUUUGAAACUCUUCUAGUUGUGCCAGUUGAACCACAGCUGAAAGUGGAAAGGGCAAAGUUGAAGGGGAACCUUUUUUGAUUGUUAUUCGAUGUCGGUUGAGAAAUGCACUAUAGUAUUUCAGUGGUGAACCUUGGAAUACUCUCGUUAUCGAAACAUGUAAAAGUCUUGUGAAGCUGUCAGAUGUUAAAAAUAACACAUGUCCAUAUAUUGUAUCCAUAGCAAUGCCAUGUACUCAGAAGUAGUGAUAUUUAGUCUGGUAGAUAAAACCUUCAAACUAACCUACACACAAGCCUGGUUCCCCAUAGGCCACUGGAACUUCAAGACUUGGUUUGUUUGAAGUGUUUGGUGGUCUAAUGGCUGGGUGAGGUACCGUCAUUUGGCUGAUUGUUACGCCAGACCUGAAGGGUAGUGUUUAACGGCCGUUCAACUAACCUGGAAUUUACAGGCUGAGGGGCAUUUUUCACUAGCACAAUCCAGUUACAGGCUGAAUUUGUUUAUUUCAAUAUAAAUGUGUGUCUAGGAACCCAAUACAGUAUGUCUUUACGUGUAUUGUUUGCUUUGAAGAUGAGUAUUUCGUUUGUCUUUUGUGGAUGGUGCUCUGUGGAUGACUGGAUUAGCAACACUUAAGUCCGUCAAAAUGAUGCUUUAGUUAUGCAACUGACAGAAUGUUAUAUCGAUUUUGUUUUUGAAUUCACGUUAGGGCCAAGCUCACCCUUUUGAGUCACGCGCGCUUUGCUGUCUUCCUGUGAACGCGCGAACCCCUAAGCAAGAGCCAGCUGGUGAGGGGAGAACAGGGGUUCCUCGAGACCUUCAAUUGAUGUGAGUGGGUGGUGUUCUCAUCUUGCGUCCAAAUAAAGCCCCAUAUCUCUGUCUCUCUCUCUCUUUCUCUCUCUCUGCGCCCGGAGGCUCGCAUGCGGCAGUGGAACAGAGCCGAAGCCAGCAGCCGGUUAUAGCUCUAGCUCUGUCCGAGUGCCUCCUGGAUGCUCUCCAACUCCGCGGAGUCGGUGUGUUCCCCGAGGCUGCUGAGAAACAGUCUAGUUGGGCAGCUGGCCGAGCGGCGCUGCGGUGAACAACGGAGCGGUGAGACAAGGACAAGUGUAGAAACUUGGACUCCAGGCUGUUCUUGUGACAAGAGGCGAGUGCCCAACACUGGUGUAUAGUUGUCACGGACAAGCACAAGAGUAGGCUAUAGGUUUGUUUGUGGGCUGUAUGGAAAAUGAGAACUUCGUUCCUCCCUUCAUCUAUGUAGUUGAGAGACGCUGAUGCGCACUCGACGGACGCUUAGCAUCAUUCACUUGGCACUCAACUUUCUCCAUUUUCCGGAUCGCAAGAAGACCUAUGCAUUUAUGUUGCUCUUAGUCUCUUGAUAGUAAGACAUACUAAUAACGUUGGACUAAAGAUCAGUGUGAAUAACAGGCUGAUAACAUUUAGGUUAGGCUAUAUUGACAUUUAGGGAGUAUGGAUAUGGUCGAACAUUGGCUGUAAGAGCCAAUAAUGGAUAUUUACGAGUCUCUUUCGAUUUGGAUAUAAUUUGUUCGCUUCGUGGAUUGAGAGGGGCAGCCCCUACGAUGCCGAACAAGGCUCGGGACGUGCCGGUGAACUCCUCUCCCGCGGUGGCGGCAAACGCGGAGGGAGAAGAGAUCGAGGUGUUGGAAAGUACCGACGUCCUUCCAGUCGCUCCCGAAGACCAAUGGAAGUCUCUGUUUGACAAGUACGACCCAGAGAGCUCAGGCUUCAUCAGUACGGAGCGCUUCAAGGACCUGCUGGACGCCCACGGCUCGGAGCUCGACCCCCACAAGCUGGAGGUCCUAUUGGCCCUCGCCGACGGCAACGCCGACGGGAAGAUCUGCUACCAGGACUUUGUCAACCUGAUGAGCAACAAGCGCUCCAACAGUUUCCGGCGGGCCAUCCUCCAGGGGGGGCGUCACCUGAAGGGGGCGGGGCUGAGGGAGGAGGUGGGGCUGGGCCUGUCCCAGAGGCUGGUGCGCCACGUGGCCUACGAGACCCUGCCCCGGGAGAUCGACCGCAAGUGGUACUUCGACAGCUACACCUACUGCCCCCCUCCUUGGAUCAUCCUGGCCAUCACCAUCGCUGAGGUGGCGGUGUUCAUGUACUAUGGCCUGCAGCUGGACCGCUGGGUGCUCCAGGUGUCCAGCCCGUCCUUCCUGCGGAGCCCCCUGCCCUACCACCCCCAGCUGAGAGCCCAGGCCUGGCGCUACCUCAGCUACGCCUUCAUGCACGCAGGGAUAGAACACCUGGGUCUGAACAUGGCCAUGCAGCUGCUGGUUGGCGUGCCUCUAGAGAUGGUCCAUGGAGCCCUGAGGAUCGGACUGGUCUACGUGUGUGGCGUUCUGGCAGGCUCCCUGGCGGUGUCCGUCACGGACAUGACCGCUCCGGUGGUGGGGUCAUCUGGAGGGGUCUACGCCCUGGUCUCUGCACACCUGGCCAACGUCGUCAUGAACUGGUCGGGGAUGAAGUGCCAGUUUAAGCUGUUCAGGAUGGCCAUGGCUCUGGUGUGCAUGAGUGUGGAGUUCGGCCGGGCCGUGUGGCUCCGGUUCUACCCCCCGGCCUUCCCGCCCUGCCCCAACCCCAGCUUCGUGGCCCACCUGGGAGGUGUGGCGGUGGGCCUGACCUUGGGCGUGGUGGUCCUCCAGAACUACGAGCAGCGGCUGCAGGAGCAGUCGCUCUUCUGGAUCUUCUUCUGCGUGUACGCCCUGUUCGUCCUCUGCGCCGUCUUCUGGAACGUCUUCGCCUACAGCCUGCUGGAUGUCCGGCUUCCCCCGGCUCCGUGAGCUCCGGACUGGUUUCCGGAAGCCUCUUAGCCGCACACACACCCCCCCCCCCUCCACCCCACCUCACCCCCCCUCCCUCCCCCCACACACACACACACUCUCCCAUCGUUCCAGAGCAAGGGUGGCAAGAUGGCCGCCUCCUGGUGAGUCUAGGGAGGAAUGAGGUACCACCGUUCCGAAUGGUUCUGCUUAACUGGAUUGAUACGAAUGUGACGCCAUUCGCCUGGGCCCUCCCCCCCCCGCCCCCCCCCCCCCCCAACCCAGUGGUGCCUAUUGACAAGGAAAAAUCUGGAGCUGAUUAGGAGACCUAGCCACAGCCGAGGAUCAUAGGGUUUCAGGUUUUGGUGCCAUAUACUCCUAAUCUACCCCAACGUGAUGAGUCUGAAGGAUGACCAGUGUUAUAUUGCAGAAGUGGAACAGGAUAUCUAAUGAUAUCGUUUGGCCAAGUCUUUGGGUCUGUGCAGCCACAUUUGGCCCUUUCAAGAUGCUCCUGGUUAAUGCGUGCCAUUGGCUCAAAGAAACAUUGUCGUGUUGAGCACUGUCGUAACCUCAAAUGUGUGUGUGCCCUUGUGUGUGCGUGUGUCGAGUAUGGUGCGUGUACCGUCUGUGAAUGCACAGUUCGCCAUGGUAGGCGGUGCUGGUAUGCUUAAACGACUUUGUGAAAUCAUUUGGUUUUGAAAUAACCAACACAGAGACAGUUCAGCCUUUGUUUUCCAGGAUGUUGCCAAAUGAUCUCACAGCCUUUAGCAUUGAAGGGACAGAAAACACAAGUGGAGGACUGUUUUAAGUGUUAUUUAAGCUCUCUCUAUUGCCUUUUUGACUGUCAUGUAUCGGGUGGGUCAAAUAUAAUUUGCUCCCUGCAUUUGCAUAUGGGAGACAAAAUGGAUACUUGUCAUUGGUUCGUUAAACUCUCAACAAGUAUGUUGCCCUCCAUCCACAAAAUGAAUUUAAGCUACGGGGUUCAAAUAUCCCUUGAUCCAUUCCUGUAGUCUGAAAUGGCUUUCCAACCCAUCAUGUUCACUGAUCGGACAUGGAUCCACAGGUGAAAGAAUGGAAGGCUUAAGGGUGUUUGCCUGACCCACUCCAACCAUCAGACCAAUGACGAGAUGAAGCGGCAACUAUUAAUACCACUCUGACGUUUUCCUGAAUUGGAUGCUGUGUUCGUAUCACAUAAACCCCAACAAGUCUGACCUCACACCCCCCCCCCCCACUCACUGUUCUGCACUGUUCCUUAACGUACAUUACACUGGUAACUGCUUGCACAAAACAAGCUAAAAGACUUUAAUGAUAACAAAAUUGAUAUUUUAACUUGCAAUAGCUGGUGAUUUUCCUAACAUGAACAUAGGCCUAUUGGUAUUAGCUGUACAGUGUUCAGUUGGUCUGCGUUGUGAUGUUGUGAUCUUGUAUCCUGUUAAAACGUUGAUUGAAGGUGAUUUGGGAUUGUAUAUAAUAAGGGCUAUAAGGAAGAAGAAAAAAAAACACAAAAGAAGAGUCAUCGAUAAUAUUUUAACAUGUGCAUAUUUUGUAGAUUUGAUAUGUAAAUAUUGGAAUACAUUAAACAGUUUU